GUGCAGGCUGCUGCGGCCAAAAGCCGAGGAAUGCAAUGGCAGUGCGGUUUCGAGGUUGCUGGACGUCAACCGCGAGCACCUGGCCAGUGGCGAGGCCCACACGCUGGCGGAGAUCCACGUGCAGCGGGCGGGCAGCCUCAAGCGCGAGAUGCCGCAGGUGGUCUGCCUGGUGUGCGGCGCGACCGCAGCGCUGAAGGCGGAUGGGUUCCGCCGCCCGUGCGUGCUGGUCGCGCCGGCCAAGGGCAGGUGCGUCCUCUCCAAGCUCGAUCGCAGGCUCCUGCCGAGCGUGGCAGCGCCCGACGCGGUGCCGAUCGAGCUGGCCGCAGCCGUGCCGUGCGUCGGGGCCUGCGAUCCGUAG
Prorocentrum cordatum is the source of this 358-nucleotide messenger RNA. NCBI's taxonomy places the organism in Eukaryota, Dinophyceae, Prorocentrales, Prorocentraceae. The record is from the annotation of a GenBank genome assembly.